Molecule: messenger RNA, 1658 nt
Organism: Lacerta agilis (Sand lizard)
Lineage: Eukaryota; Metazoa; Chordata; Lepidosauria; Squamata; Lacertidae
Gene: SDCBP
Product: syndecan binding protein
Exons: 9
Coding region: 142-1035 (297 amino acids)
Biological process (GO): positive regulation of transforming growth factor beta receptor signaling pathway
Cellular component (GO): plasma membrane; cytoplasm
Molecular function (GO): syndecan binding
Source: RefSeq, a predicted model, not a curated record
UUGUAUUUCGUCCGACGCCUCCUCCUCAUAGAGGAAACGCCAGGACCAGAAGCAAGAGCCUCCGCCUCACAGCCAGCCUUGCGCUUAACGGUCCGGGAAUCGAAGCCGUCGCCCUCGAGUCGUUCGGCUAAUUCUGUGAAAAUGUCGCUGUAUCCUUCCCUGGAGGAUCUGAAGGUGGACAAAGUAAUUCAGGCACAGACAUCUUUUGCUUCAAACCCAGCCAAUCCGGCAAUUUUAUCUGAAGCCUCAGCACCCACCCUUCAACAUGGAAACUUGUAUCCCAAACUGUAUCCUGAACUUGCCCAGUAUAUGGGUAUAGGCCUAAAUGAAGAAGAGAUACAAGGAAACAUAGCAAUGUUGCGUGUUGUAAAUUCUCAAGAACUUGUUGCAAGGCCUUCUGCAGCGAAUUACAUGGUGGCUCCAGUAACUGGAAAUGAUGUAGGAGUUCGCAGAGCGGAAAUUAAGCAAGGAAUCCGUGAAGUAAUACUUUGUAAAGAUCAGGAUGGAAAAAUUGGACUACGUCUUAAAUCAGUGGACAAUGGUAUUUUUGUCCAGUUGGUUCAGGCCAACUCUCCAUCGUCACUAGUUGGCCUGCGGUUUGGGGACCAGGUUCUGCAAAUUAAUGGUGAAAACUGUGCAGGUUGGAGCUCUGAUAAAGCCCACAAAAUUCUGAAGCAGGCACCUGGAGAGAGAAUUUCAAUGAUCAUCCGUGACAGGCCUUUUGGGCGAACUAUUACCAUGCACAAGGAUAGUACUGGGCAUGUUGGCUUUAUAUUCAAAAAUGGAAAGAUAACUUCAAUAGCAAAGGACAGUUCUGCUGCUAGAAAUGGACUUCUGACAGAACACAACAUAUGCGAAAUAAAUGGUCAGAAUGUAAUUGGCCUGAAGGAUGCCCAAAUUGCAGACAUACUAACAUCAGCUGGCAACGUGGUGACCAUCACUAUCAUGCCUUCUCAAAUUUUUGAACACAUAAUCAAAAGGAUGGCUUCAAGCAUUAUGAAAAACCUGAUGGAUCACACCAUCCCUGAAGUCUAGAAAUCUGUUUUUGGGUGCAUCUGUAAUGAGAACUCUGCUAAACAUGGGCUACUUAGUCUGCAACUUUUAUGUUCUGCACAUGAGCCUUUCUUUAAGCCCAAAGCAGAUAUACUGCCUUGAGUAUUUACAUUAUGAUGGCUGGGAAUGUCACAAUCCAACAUAUUACCUUGCUCAAACUAUGAAUUUUGUAGCCUUAUAUUUGUCUGACAAAAACCAGUAUAACACUUUUUCAUAGGGUUGUACUGUUUAAUUCCACUUUAUAUAAGCCAUUGGAAUGAAAACUAAUGUAUCUUGUGUCUUUUGUGAUCCAAGCACAUUGCUGCCCUUUGUACUUUUUCAGACGAAUUAGUUUUUCUACUACCUUCUGCUAGGAAGGAUAUUUACAGUUAUGACUUGUAGUGCUUGUUAACUGCUGAUUUUAGUAAUCAUGUUUACAAAGCAUGCCAGUUAAACUGAGCAUAACAUAUCAUUCCAUAGACAUUUUAAAUAGCACAGGUGCGCAUUUAGGUUUUGUCUUACUGCUGCUCUUUUACAAGUUGUUCUAACGUGCUUAAAUUAUGUUGCCUUAACCAUGUUAAACAGAAAUAAAGUCUGAAAAACAAGGUUUUCAUUUUCUAACUAUA